Molecule: messenger RNA, 1476 nt
Organism: Passer domesticus (house sparrow)
Lineage: Eukaryota; Metazoa; Chordata; Aves; Passeriformes; Passeridae
Product: perilipin-3-like
Exons: 8
Coding region: 120-1352 (410 amino acids)
Biological process (GO): lipid storage; positive regulation of triglyceride storage
Cellular component (GO): lipid droplet; cytosol
Source: RefSeq, a predicted model, not a curated record
GCUGUCAGUCCCUGAGGGUCCCGCCUUGCCCCAUCCCAGGCACCAUCAAAAGGCAGGAGAGGGGAUGGAGUGUGCUGGGUUCAUCCUUACUGCUGCUCUGCUCACCUCCAGCAGCUGCCAUGGCCUCUGCUGUGCCCCACAAGGAGGAGGCUGCCCAGAGCUCCCCAGAGAAGGAGGAGGAGCAGGAGGCUGCAGUGAAGGAGGUGGCCAGUCUGAGCCUGCCGAGCUCUGCCUGUGGUGUGGUUUCUGCAGCUGAUGCCUCCAGCAAGGAGAGCCAGCCCUGCCUGAGGAUCGCUGCAGUGACUGAGUAUGCUGCCAAGGGCUUGGAUAAACUGGGGGAACUGGGGGAGAAGCUGCCACUCCUUCCAAAGCCAGUGGAACAGAUCCUCUCUGACACAAAGGAGCUGCUGUCAGCCAGAGUGGCUGAGGUGAAGGAGGUUGUGAGCAGCAGAGUGCUGGAGGUGCUGGAUGUCACCAGGGAUGCUCUGCAGGGCAGCGAGGGGGCUGCCACACCUGCAGAGACCAGCGCUGCUGGGCUGGGGCCUGCAGGGGGACAGAGGGAUGUCUGUGGAGCAGAGGCUGUGCUGGGGACAGCAGAAGGUGGCUCUCUCCCUGUUGGAAAUGAGGAGCUAGCCCAGCUGGCAGUGUGUGAGGAGGGCACGGCCGUGCCCCUGCAGCAGCAGCACAGGAGGUGCUUUGUGCACCCGGGCUCUCUCUCGCAGGACCUGCGCCUCUCUGCACAGCUGCACUCCACAGCCAGGACCAAGCAGCUCUGGCAGGGCAUGCAGGGGGCCCUGGCACAGCUCCACUGCAUCCUCCAGCUGGUUGAGGCUUUUAAGCAAGGAUUUAAUCAAAAGCUUCAGGAGGAGCAGGAGAAACUACACCAGAUGUGGCUGGACUGGAGUAGGAAGUAUCUCAGAGAGAGUGGAGAUGAAAGCCCUGUGGAGCCAGAGGAGAUGGAGUGCCUGACGCUGCUGAUGGCUCGCAGGGUCAGCCAGCAGCUGCAGCUCACCUGCUCCGGGGUGCUGGCUGCCCUGCAGGGCCUCCCCUGCAGCCUGCAGGACAGGCUGCAGCCGGCUCUGGCUGCCAGCCAGGAGCUGCAUGCUGCUUUCUCAAAGGCAAACUCCUGCCAGGAUUUGUCCAGCAGUGUCCUGAGCCGGGGCCAGAGGGAGCUGGCUGUGAUCCAGGAGUACAUGGAGGAGCUGCUGGAUUACCUGAAGAACAGCACUCCUCUGUCCUGGCUGGUGGGACCUUCCUCCCCCAGGGAGGAGGAGGAGGAUCAAUCCUCCCAGGAGGAGGAGGCAGGGGCAGCAGGAGCUGGGCACCUGGAAACCUCCAGCACCCCCAUGUAAAGGAUAAAACAAUAAUGGCUGUUGGCAUUAAACCCUCAGUAAGGGGAAAGCGGGAAGAAUUGUCUUCCUAAAAGCUGCUUGUGCUGGGUGAUAACUGCUUGAAAUAAAACUGCUGCAUACAAAA